Molecule: messenger RNA, 2940 nt
Organism: Acanthaster planci (crown-of-thorns starfish)
Lineage: Eukaryota; Metazoa; Echinodermata; Asteroidea; Valvatida; Acanthasteridae
Biological process (GO): cell-cell junction maintenance
Cellular component (GO): membrane
Molecular function (GO): protein binding
Source: RefSeq, a predicted model, not a curated record
GGGCUAUUUAAAGACCAAGGGAACGAAGGUACUCCCACAACACGCACUUUCAAAGUUUUGGAAGCUUGCAAGACUUGGAGUCUCCUUGCAGACUCUCAGACGAAUUCCAUAGCCGAGUAUGCAGCGCCUUAUUGGGGACCGAGUAGUUCGGUUGGUGGUGUUUGUGGUUGUUUUCUGCACUCUGAGUGCUAUGAGCCAGUCUAGUGAUGAAGACUUCGAGUCAAGUUAUUCAAGUUCCAGUCAAUACGAGGGCUGGCCGAAAAGACUACCGUGCAUAGACAACAACCGCAGAAUUUCUUAUCACGGUGAAACCUACUCGCCUUGCCCUUGUUCGUCUUGCACGUGCCAGAAUUCUACUUUGCUUUGCUUGAUGCAAUCCUGUCACCCACCAACAUGCAGCAAACCAGUUCAUCCUCCUGAUCGGUGCUGCCAAGAAUGCCCAUUCAAUGUAACCGUGACCAGUGUGACACCAAUGCUUUCUGGAGUUCUAUCCUCCCAGGCAGGCAGAGAAGAAAACUUUUUCACCGUCAACCUGAAAGUAACCUACGCAAACACCAACGAGACCACGAACAUAGUGGGACAAGGCCUUUGGCAGACAGCAAUGUGGUUGAGUAGUCAAGAGGACGGGUCCGUCAAGCUGCCAGGCACCCUGGUGGACAACGUCCUGACGGAAGGCCAGCAGUCCCAGAGCCUGCUGAAACGAGGACGUACCUCGACAAACUUCUUCAUCGAGAACAUCAGGUACCCAGUAGACAUGACGGAUCUGACCGACGGCAAGGCGCAGUAUCUCUGCGCCAAAUUCAGCAAGGGCGAAAACCCGGAAUUUGAGAAGUCGUACCUCGAGUUUCACUUCGAGGCGAAACCUACCGAAGACGUGCUGAUUGGAUGCACUCUCCUGGAGAACCGUAGAGAUGUGAGUGUGAACAGUGUGACACUAAUGUUGUCCGGAGAUGGAUCCAUCCAGGAAGGCAGAGAAGAAAACUUUCUCAUCGUCAACCUGACAGCGACGUACGCAAAUACCAAGACCACAAACAUAGCAAGACAAGGCCUUUGGCAGACAGCAAUGUGGCUGAGUAGUCAAGAGGAUGGGUCCGUUGAACUGCCGGGCACUCUGGCUGACAACGUCCUGACGGAAGACCAUCAGUCUCAGGACCUGCUGGAACGAGAUGCGGUAUCGACCAGUUUCUUCUUUAGCGAAAUCAGGUACUACGUGGACAUGUCGGAUCUCAAAUGUGACGAGGCGCAAUACGUCUGUGUGAAGUUCAACAAGAGGGAUAAGCCGGAACUACAGAGGUCGUUCCGGAGGUUUCACUUUGCGGCGAGGGGUCGACCCAGGGAAAAUGUGUUGAUUGGAUGCACUCCCCUGGAGGGUUGCAGAGUCCCGCCCGCGAAGUUGCCUUGUAGAGACAAUACCGGCCAGUGGUAUCUUCACGGGGAAACCUUCUCGCACACCGUUUGUUCGUCUUGCACGUGCGACAACUCUGUUUUGCGCUGCUACUUUUACUCGUGCCUACCACUGACAUGCAGCAAGCCAAUUUCUCUUCCUGGCAAGUGCUGCAGAGUAUGCCAAUACGAUAUAACCGUGACCAGUGUGACACCAAUGCUUUCUGGGGAUCUAUCCUCUCAGGCAGGCAGAGAAGAAAACUUUCUCACCGUCAACCUGAAAGUAACCUACGCAAACACCAAAGAGACCACAAGCAUCGUUGGGCGUGGCCUUUGGCAGACAGCAAUGUGGUUGAGUAGUCACGAGGACGGGUCCGUUAAGCUGCCAGGCACCCUGAUGGACAACGUCCUGACGGAAGACCAGCAGUCCCAGAGCCUGAUGAUGCGAGGAAAUACCUCGACAAACUUUGUCAUUGCGAACAUCACGUACAAAGUGGAAAAGGAUCUGAUCAGCGGCAAGGCGCGGUACCUCUGUGCCACAUUCAGUAAGGGCAAAAACCCGGAACUUGAGAAGUACGUCCUGUUUCACCUUGAGGCGAGACUCUCUGAAGACGUGCUGGUUGGAUGCACUCCCUUGGAGGACUUCAGAGGCAACGUUCGAUUGGUCGGUGGUCCCAAUCCCUGGAGUGGACGCGUAGAGAUCUACCUUGACGACACCUGGGGAACAAUCUGUGACCGUGACUGGGACAUGGAUGACGUCCAGGUCGUCUGUCGGCAGCUGGGGUUCACUGGGGCCAAGGAGGCCAAGCUGGGCGCCUACUUUGGUGAGGGGGAAGGUCCAGUCCACAUGACCGGCUUGGCGUGUAAAGGCACCGAGAAUCAUCUGCCUGAAUGCCUGUCGCGUUGCUGGGAGAGACCCACUUGUACCCACAAGCAAGAUGCAGGGGCGACCUGUCGUGAUAACAGCGGCUAAACAAGUACCUUGAGCUGUUGACCUUGGUUAUUUCAGUUAAAUGGCUAUGGUUACAUGUAGCGUGACCACUGUAGAAUUUCAGACAAAAUGCCAUGUAUCCAUAACUAUGUCGUGGGCUUUCUGCCUCACGUAUAAACUUAACUGUAAACUCAAUUUACUGCUAUUAUAUAGUCUUCAGUGAAGAAAAAAAUAGUUGUUGAAGUGAUACGAUACACGAUAUAAUGAUGCUUUAACUUCUUUUUAUUUGAAUACAAUGUAGCCACUUAAAUACUCUUAUAAUUUGUUUGCUUCGUGUAAAAAGUGAAAAUUGUAUCCCAGUCUCUUUAUUAUCUACACGUGACGGUGACAGUUCUAACCUACAACCAAUUAUAAACCUAGGCUCAAUGCAACGAUAAAAAACACCGCAACUUGGAGGUUAAUUGCUCACUUUUCAGACAACAGAACUUUACAAAAGGUAUAUUUAAGCCUACACUUUUGUUUAUGCGUCCCACAAUGCAGUGUUAGCAACUUUCUUCUAACGUUCUGUCACUCUGCAAGUGGAUUCACUUACAGUCUCUUGUGUGAAAUAAAGGUAAUUACCGCAA